Messenger RNA from Podarcis lilfordi (Lilford's wall lizard), 324 nucleotides. Lineage: Eukaryota; Metazoa; Chordata; Lepidosauria; Squamata; Lacertidae. The record is from the annotation of a GenBank genome assembly.
AUGGAGAGGGAGAAGUUUCAGAAUGAAACAGGUUUGACAGUGGUAAAGAAGGUGAAAUACCUAGGGGUUUAUUUGACAUCUAAGAAUUUGAACCUGUAUAAAGACAAUUAUGAAAAAUGUUGGUCGGAAAUUAAAAAAGAUCUAGAAAUAUGGUCAAAUUUGAAAUUGUCAAUGUUAGGCCGAAUUGCAGUUAUUAAGAUGAAUGUAUUGCCUAGAAUGCUAUUUUUGUUUCAAACAUUACAAAUUCUUGACAAGAUAGACUGUUUCAAGAGGUGGCAGAAGGAUAUUUCGAAAUUUGUCUGGCAGGGCAAAAGCCCAGAAUAA